This is a messenger RNA of Megalops cyprinoides (Indo-Pacific tarpon), 1005 nucleotides long. RefSeq names its product Rieske domain-containing protein-like. Bases 472 to 1005 code for a protein of 177 amino acids. The transcript is spliced from 4 exons. Gene Ontology annotation, molecular function: 2 iron, 2 sulfur cluster binding. The record is from RefSeq and is a predicted model, not a curated record. Lineage: Eukaryota; Metazoa; Chordata; Actinopteri; Elopiformes; Megalopidae.
UAUAUUAUUGGACGCAACAGGAUGUGUAUACUACACUGAGCUUCUUAUGCAUGCGGUACUUAAAGGAACUGAAAAUCUAAACUGUAACCAAGCUAUAACCAAGUCUGUAGCUCGCAACACAAUCACUGAUCGCACAUAAAGCUAGCUGGGGUACGCAGCAAGCUCGUGGGAAAAUGUCUCGUAGGAAUGUGAGAGGUGGAAAUCGCAAUAUGUUGAGCUGAGAUAAUAAAUUGAACACACAUGUGGUAAUUUCCAUAGCGAGAUAGCGUCCAUUGCCCCACCCAACGGAGGGGCUCCCCGGACACCAGACAGGCUGUUCCUGGCGAGGGAAUGGUUGGACCCGAGUCAUUCAGCUGCUCUGCUAUGGCGUGUGAACAUAUCCAAGUUUCUCAUUCGUGAUAAACCCAAAACUCGCGUGUGCCGGCGUGUGCUUUAAAAGGAGCAGCCACUGAGAGGGUCAAAGAUUGGAUCAUGUCUGACCAAGAUACGGGCAAGGAGACAUCAUCAUCAUCAUCAUCGUCGUCCCCAGCAACACCUCCAUCCGCAUCACCGCCUCCGUCCUCCUAUUUCGUAGGGAAGAAGGAUGACAUUAUCAAGGCCAGGCGGGUGACAAAGUUUGUGAACGGGAGGGACAUUCUGGUUGUCUACCACCAGGGGGUGUUCCACGCCAUGGACAUGCGCUGUUACCACUCCGGAGGCCCACUGGAAAACGGGGACAUUGAGGAAUUCAACGGCAGGCUCUGCAUCGUUUGUCCCUGGCACAAGUACAAAAUCACACUGGCAGAAGGGGAGUCGCUGUACCAAGCCGUGGACCCGGCACAGAGGCCGCCCAAACCCCAGUGGCUCUCCAAAGGGGUGAAGCAGAGGAUCCACACAGUGAGCGAGGUCAACGGAGACAUUUUUGUAACGUUCAACAGCAUACCGGGCUCCAUCGAGUCCGACUUCUACCAGACUGAGAAAUUCAGAGCAACCCUCGGGAAAGCGGACAAGAAGACAAAGAAAUAA